AGGGGGCGUCCCUACCAAGUCAGCAAUAAACAAGUACAUAUGUGUAUGGUCUAGUAGCUAGUUAUCCACUAUGCAACUGUUUGUCAAAUGUCCAUUGGUGAGCUCUACUGGUGCAUACUGCAAUGGUCCAAUUGCUCUGGAGGUCAACUCUACUGACACUGUUGGAAAAGUGAAGACAAUGAUUCAAGAGAGAGGGGGACUGAAGAAAGAGGUUCAGCAGUUGACCUUUCUUGGAGAGAGCCUGGAGGACAGAAGGACAUUGGACAGCUACAAUAUUAUAGCCAGCCACUUUCUAUUGGAAGAUGCCAGCAAUUUCAUAACAGUGAAAAUUAUUAGUACAAGCAUGAGUCCCCUUCCAGACAAAAUCAUUCUACUGGAGAUGCAUAAGGACCGCAAAGAAACUGUUGGAGAUCUCAAGGCUAAAAUUCAAGAAAGAGAAGGAAUACCAAUGCAUCAGCAUCAACUUGACACACUAGAUCUACCUGCUCGAGACAAUACACCCCUAAGUUACUUGAAAAUUAGAAGUGGGGCUAGAAUCAACUUAUUUGUACCUGUAGCACCAGCAGCAGCCAACAAAGGAUCCAUGACAAUAUUUGUGAAAACUCUCACAGGCAAAAACAUCACUCUGAGGGUGGAUCCAAUUAACACAGUUUUUCAUAUCAAGUGUUUGCUCCAGAGUGAGGGGAGUCCACCAGUUAAGCAGCGACUCAUAUUCGCACGGAAGGAUCUAGAAAAUGACAGAAAACUUAUUGAUUACAACAUUAAGCAUAAGUCAACCUUGUAUUUAAAAUAUCAUGGUGGCAUGCAAUUAUUUGUGAAAAUUCUUAAUCACAAGACAGUCCCUCUCAAUGUUGAGUUUAGUGAAAGUAUAGAGAACGUUAAACUCAAGAUCGAAAACAAAAAAGGUAUACCACCUCAUUUGCAGCGUUUAACAUUUGCUGGCAAACAAUUGGAAGAUGGUAGAACUCUGAGUGAUUACAAUAUUCAGAAAGAGAACACUAUUCAUCUUGUUGUACAGCUGGUGGCUGUCAAGACUAGCAGUGAGGAAUUUACAGUGCCAACCAUUGAAGAUUGUACAGUUCGUGACCUCAAGUAUUCUCUAUGGGCUGCGAAACAGAUUCCACCAGAAUGUCAAACAAUACUCUGUAAUGCUCGAGUGCUUGACUUGGAUGAACCGAUUUCCCCUCAUUAUGUAGUGCAUCUUCAGAUUCAACAAGAUCCUGUGUUUAGUGUCUUUGUUGCUGACAGGAAGUCUGAAAUUAUCUCCAUUGCUGUUACAGCUCAAACUACUGUUGACAAUAUCAGAGCAAUGUUAAUAUGGAAAACUCAAAUCAGAUCAAAUGUCUCAAUAUGUCUCAGUGACUAUCUAAUGUUUUUCAAUGGAAUGCAACUGGAUGAUGGUAACAAUGUUAAGGACUACAACAUUCAAGCAGGAAUUCUGGUAAAUACUAUGAACUGUAUCGAAGGCUUUAUUUGUAACGUUCACUUUGCUGACAAGAGAGUUUGUAUAAAAAUAAGCCGUACAGGUAGUUUUUUAUCACUCAAAGCACGACUCCAGGCCGAGGUUCCCGAGAUACCUUCACCAUGUCUACAGCAACUGACCAUCAAUGACUCACCAAUGGAGGACUCUCAGACAAUGGACGGAUGUGGAGUAAAUGAAUUCAAACCAAAUGUAACGUUGAGUGUACAACCACCACCUCGAAUGUUUGUUCGAAAUUCCACGGGUAUUGUAAUCCAAGUUAGCAUUUAUUCUGAGAAAGAGGUUAUCAGUUUAAAGAGUUUAAUCCAAGAUACUGAAUCAUCAUUCCCUGAGAUAAGCAAACAACAGCUUUAUUACCGAGGGAAAGCACUUGAUGACAUGCACACAAUCAGCAGCUACAAUCUUCCUCGUGAUCAAUCGCUGCAACUAUGUGUGUCUCAGUGCAUCCACGAGCCACUACAGGAGGAGGUGGGCCCUCAGGGGAAGCAGAUCCUCUGGCCUCAAUAUGGUGUGGAGGUGAACGUCCCACCUGGGGUAAUCAGUGACGGCCACGCUCUGUUGAGGAUGUAUGAUGGUCUGAGUGCCACCUGCUUCAAGUACCCCCACGAGUACAUCCCCCACAGCAAUGUGUACGAGCUCAUCAUCUCCUCCAGGGGAGAGGACCCACGAGGAGUGACAGUGACCCUGUCCAACUUCAAACCACACUCAAACCUUUGCUUGAUGGCCGCCUCUCUCAACCCCUAUAAGUGGAGUGCUGAUCAACUUACUCCACUCUUCAGCUUCUCUAAAGUGGAAGGAAUGGAGAUGGAGGCUCAACUCAGUAAUGGAAGAGUAGAGGUUCCCCUCAAGUCUAGUGGAGUUUAUCUCUUUGUAGCAGGUACAGGUAACCAACCAUUGUCCGAGCACACAAGAUUGGACCUGUCAAUGUCCUCCCCUCCGUCUUUUGUGAAACAAGGCACUCCUACUUCACAGCACGAAAGACAUCUCAUCCCAAAGCCAAGACGAUCUCCUCCUCCCCAACGAGCCACUCCUCCAUCUCCCAUUGUGUACCGAGCGGCAGGUCAAUAUUCUCCUGUAAUAUUUGCUGAACCAGUCUACUUACCACAUCCCCCUUAUCAUCAAGAUUCUUCCCCAGUUUAUCUUCCUCCCCCACAAGGCACUCCUACUGCACAGCACGAAAGACAUCUCAUCCCACAGCAAAGACGAUCUCCCCCUCCCCAACAAGGCACUCCUCCUUCUCCCAUUGUGUACCAAGUGGCAGGUCCCAUAUUAUUAUCCUCUCCAGCCCAGCUUCCAGAACCAGCCUACUCCCCACAUGCCCCACAUUAUCAAGAGUUCUCUCCGGAAUACACGACGAUGCUGUUCUGCACACGACAGCUCAAUGACAUCAUAGCUCAAGACCCACAGCGAACCUGCGAUGAGAUGAUUGCAGCUGGUCUCAUUCAGUCGGUUCACAUACGAGAAUUUAUCCGCCAUCCCACACACACCGACCGUGCCAAGGCAACCAAGUUGGUGGACUUCAUGACGGAUAAAGUCAAAACCUCUCCCUCUGAUUUUGACAAGUUUAUGGCAAUCCUGAAAAAAUUGUCCUGGACUGAGCACAUUGUAGGCAUCCUCCUCACUACACUAGCAGACAAAAGGACGCAGCAGUAGUUAACUCAGUAUUGUGUACUUUUGUGUGUACAUGUAGGAUCGUUGUGUUUCUAUGGCUUUUUGUGAACUUGUUAUUAAACAUUUUCCAACACCCACUGA
Messenger RNA from Halichondria panicea, 3232 nucleotides. RefSeq names its product polyubiquitin-C-like. Bases 71 to 3133 code for a protein of 1020 amino acids. Gene Ontology annotation, biological process: protein ubiquitination; modification-dependent protein catabolic process. Gene Ontology annotation, molecular function: protein tag activity; ubiquitin protein ligase binding. The transcript is spliced from 11 exons. Gene Ontology annotation, cellular component: cytoplasm; nucleus. The record is from RefSeq and is a predicted model, not a curated record. NCBI's taxonomy places the organism in Eukaryota, Metazoa, Porifera, Demospongiae, Suberitida, Halichondriidae.